UGCUGUAAGCAUAUCUCACUCCGAGCCUCUCUGCUUCGGUUGCCCUGCCCUUAAGAGGUCAACAGGUUGGUUUUGUUUCUUUUGCAAACCUGUCAGCCCACUUACUCUCACUGGGCUGCUGUCUACACGCCAGCUCAGCCCCAAACAAUUCUGCUACUUACCACAUUUCUAGCACAGGGCUGAGCUGUGCGUUUUCCAUUGUACAAAGAAGAAUAGUACUGACCUCCUGGUACUGAGGGGGCUGCCAGCUCCUCUGGUUAGUAGGGCAUCAGCGAGUGCAUCCCGGCUCCCAGAGGCAGAGAUCACCCAAGCGCUUGGGGGUCUUGGCAACAAGCCGGGCGAGGAGACAGGAAGGUGUCGAUAACGCUGAGUUUGGCCUGAGGCCAUAGAUGAAGACUAUGUAGGAGUCUGUCUCUAAGGAGGUGAAGAUUUAACAAGCAUUCCAAGCCAAAAUCAACACCACUUAGCCCAACACACAAUGCUGAGUUGGAAGUUGCCCAGGCAACUCAGUAUUAAUCAAGUGCCUCAAGUGUUUCGAGAGCAGGGCAUCCUGUUUGGGUAUCGGCAUCCAAGAAGUUCUGCAGCAGACUGUCUCCUCAGUGCCUUCCAGAUGACAAACGAAACACUAAAUAUAUGGACACACUUUUUGCCUGCCUGGUACUUCCUAUGGAAGUUGUUUGCCUUGGCCUAUUCGCUGGAUAUCUGGAACGACGUGUAUGCCUGGCCCUUUCUUGCCUACAUGCUCACGUGCUGUAUUUAUCCUUUCACAUCCAGCUGUGCCCACACAUUCAGUACGAUGUCCAUCCAGGCGAGACAUAUUUGUUAUUUCUUUGAUUAUGGUGCCCUUAGUAUGUACAGUUUAGGCUCUGCGAUUGCUUAUUCAACGUAUGUUUUCCCAGAAGAAUGGAUCGAUAGCACUUUCCAUCACUGUUAUGUACCCAUUGCUGUGCUUAACACGGUCAUUAGCACGGGUCUUUCCUGCUACUCCAGGCUUGGUGCUCCAUACCUCCAUUAUAACAGUGAUGUCAUAGAAAGGUUCCCCGAGAUACAGCAGCCCCGGCUCACUAAAAGUCUUCGCAUGCUGGCUUUUGCAUAUCCGUACCUGUUCGACAGCACCCCUCUCUUCUACAGGCUAUAUCUGUGUACUGGGGAAAGCUGCAUGGAAAGCGUAAUUCCAGUCCACUACAGGCACUGUGUGUUUGCCUUCCUCACUUGUUUCAUUUUUGCUGCACAUUUGCCUGAGAGACUUGCACCGGGACGCUUUGACUAUAUUGGGCACAGCCACCAGCUUUUCCAUGUAUGUGGGAUCAUUGGCACACACUUCCAAAUGGAGGCCAUCUUUAUAGACAUGAACGCUCGCCGUGACUGGCUCUUAGCUGCCUCACCUCUUCUCUCUUUCUCUCAAACAGCUGGUUCAAUUGGUAUCUCCAUUAUCAUUAGCCUAACUAUCAUUGGGGCUUUCUCACUGGCUCUCUAUUCAACACCAAAGUCCUCUAGGACAGAAAAACUACAUCGGCAUUAAACUUUAAGUAGAGAUUGGUUUUUAGUUACAUUGCUGCAAAUGAGAAAUACCAAGUAACUUUAGUACUGGAUCAAUGAAGGUGAUGAGAUAUUUUGAUGAAUGUUUUUCUUGGGGAAGAUACUCAAGGGGUUUUCAAGAGUGAACCAUUUUAUAGUGCACUGGUUUUUGUACAUACGACUUUAAAGUUGGAGACAGAUUGUGACAUGGUUUAAAAUCAGGUCAAGUUGAUAUUUUAGCAUGAAAUUAUUUAGAAAAAAAUGAAAACAUUGUAAAAGGGAGAAGUGUCAUAUUUUGCAAGCCAGUAUUUGAGGGCAGAUUUAAUCCAAAUGACGAAACUCACUGUGAUACCAUCUUCUAAGUCAAUGGCCAUUUAUCUGUGUUGAUUUCAGUUGACUGCUUUAGGGAGGAACCAGGAAACUUGAUUAUUUUGAUUAUAACAUGAUGGUACAUUGUGCUUAUGUCAGUUCAUAGGCAUAAGUGUCUAUAUUUUAUAUAUUUAAUAUGUGGGGUAGCAUCUCGAUCCAGGACAGGCUCCAGGGUUUUUGCCGCCCCAAGCGGUGGGGGAAAAAAAAAAAAAA
Trachemys scripta elegans is the source of this 2100-nucleotide messenger RNA. It is a transcript of the gene PAQR5, whose product is annotated as progestin and adipoQ receptor family member 5. The record is from RefSeq and is a predicted model, not a curated record. Gene Ontology annotation, cellular component: membrane. The transcript is spliced from 9 exons. Gene Ontology annotation, molecular function: signaling receptor activity. NCBI's taxonomy places the organism in Eukaryota, Metazoa, Chordata, Testudines, Emydidae. Bases 479 to 1522 code for a protein of 347 amino acids.